Pelecanus crispus (Dalmatian pelican) is the source of this 1734-nucleotide messenger RNA. NCBI's taxonomy places the organism in Eukaryota, Metazoa, Chordata, Aves, Pelecaniformes, Pelecanidae. The record is from RefSeq and is a predicted model, not a curated record.
AUGCCGAAGCUUCCCCGAGGAAGGAGAAUCCGAGUGAGAAUAAAGCCUGUCCUGCUUAUAUGUGUGUAUACACCUAGUAAGGUGUUCGUGCGGCAGACGGCUUACGGAGCGGUAAAAACAUGUGAAAAAUCCAGACUCACAAAGUGGAGCAGUGGAGAAAUAACAGAAGAUUUCCUGGCAACAUAUCAUGCCAACUAUGGCUUCCAUGCAGAUGAUACAGACAGUUCAUCUGCUUCUGGCACAGCAACUGAAAAUAAGCAACCAGUAAGUUCUAAGACAUCAGGAACACAACCAUCAGCAAAUGAGAAAGGACCACAACAAACAGAUCCAAAACAAAAAGCAGAAAAACGGAAGCUUGAGCCAGGUUGGUUCCAUGUUGAAGAAGACAGAAACACAAAUGUUUAUGUGACUGGUUUACCUCCAGACAUUACAAAAGAUGAAUUUAUACAAGUCAUGUCAAAAUGUGGUAUCAUUAUGCGAGAUCCUCAGACAGAAGAACACAAAAUCAAGCUUUACAAAGAUAAGGAAGGAAAUCUUAAAGGAGAUGGCCUCUGUUGCUAUCUAAAGAGAGAAUCAGUUCAACUUGCAUUGAGACUUCUGGAUGAGGCAGAAAUUAGAGGCUAUAAAUUGCAUGUUGAAGUUGCAAAGUUUCAACUGAAGGGGGAGUAUGAUGCAAGCAAAAAGAAGAAGAAAUGUAAAGACUACAAGAAGAAGUUGUCUCAACAGCAGAAACAGCUGGAUUGGAGGCCUGAGAAGAAAGAUGGCGCAACUCGAAUGCGACAUGAACGCAUCGUUAUUAUCAGGAAUAUGUUUCACCCAAAGGACUUUGAGGAGGAUCCCUUAGUGCUAAAUGAGAUCAGAGAAGAUCUGCGGACAGAAUGUGAAAAGUUUGGUCAAGUAAAGAAGGUUCUCAUAUUUGAUCGACACCCUGAUGGUGUGGCUUCUGUGUCAUUUAAAGAAGCAACAGAAGCUGAUCUGUGCAAGCUAACUCUAAAUGGAAGGUGGUUUGGUGGCCGUCAGCUCAGUGCUGAAACAUGGGAUGGUGUAACGGAUUAUCAGGUGGAGGAGACUGCAAGAGAAAGGGAAGAAAGGCUCAAGGUGUGGGGAUCAUUUUUAGAGGAUCCUGAUGCAAAGGAGCAGCAACCUACAUCUGAUUCGGAUUCCGCAACGAGUAGCGUUAAACUACGUGAAGACAGACAACCUUCAAAAGUUAAUGACACAUCUAAGGAUGUAAAUGAUGAAGCCCAGAAGAGGGAGAAUAAUGGUGAGGGCAUUAGUGAAGAUGGUGCUCCAUCUACAGACAGCAGCCUUGCAGGCAGUGAUGUUGAAGCAGAUACAUAACACCUUUAAUGCUUUAUGAAAGCAUGGUUUUUAGGGUGAUGUUUGAGUUUAUCCCUUUCUUCAGGGUGACUGCAGACAAUGUUCAUAUGAAUAUAUGCAUAUUAGAAUGUCAUCAGCUGUGUGCUUUGAAGUUUUCAUUAAAAGCAGUAUUUAAUGAGAUUCUAAAAGUUUGUAGUAAUUGGCUGUUCAGGUAAAGUAACUCAAGUUGCCAAGAAUGCAGUAAAACUCAUCAGGCUUCUUUUGUUCUAACUAUGCUUGUCAGUGUUUCAUUAUGUAAGUGUGAAAUAUGUUCCAACCCUUAAGUCCAUGUAACUAUGUGUAACUUAAGUAAUGCAAAGCUAUUACAAGAUUUAUGGAUUUUACUGUUAAUUUUCCUGUACCCCUUGGAACUCG